Melanotaenia boesemani (Boeseman's rainbowfish) is the source of this 861-nucleotide messenger RNA. Its product is annotated as arrestin domain-containing protein 3-like. The transcript has 5 exons. Gene Ontology annotation, cellular component: cytoplasm; plasma membrane. Bases 1 to 861 code for a protein of 286 amino acids. Gene Ontology annotation, biological process: protein transport. The record is from RefSeq and is a predicted model, not a curated record. NCBI's taxonomy places the organism in Eukaryota, Metazoa, Chordata, Actinopteri, Atheriniformes, Melanotaeniidae.
AUGGAAAACAAUGUGAAAAAGUUUUCAGUGGAAUAUAAUCCCAUUAACAGAAGUAAUGUUUUCAGCAGUGGUGAUUAUAUCAGUGGGCAAAUUACACUGGAACUGGCAAAAGAGUGCAAAAUACAAUCACUCUGUGUAAAGCUGAAGGGAAAAGCUAAAGUCUUAUGGACUGAGAAUUAUGGAAAAACUGUUGUAGUAUACCAAAAAAAGGAGAAGUACUUCAGUAUUGAACAAUUUGUCCUCCAAGGAGAAAAGGGGACGAAUGUUAUUGGUCAGGGCUACCAUACCUAUCCAUUCACCUUUCAGAUCCCAACUCCUCAGCAGAUUCUUGUUGAUAAGAAGAUGAAGCUCUUCACUUUGGGAGAAAUAACCAUGGAUGUAAAUAUUCCACAAACAGGCUUCCACCAAGGUGAAGGUAUAAAGGUUGUGGCUUACAUUCAGAACAAAUCAUCUCGUGAGAUUAAGCCCAAGUACUAUUUGUAUCAGAAGAACAGCUACUUCGCCAAAGGGAAGAGGAAAGUAGAAACAAAAGAUAUUCUGAAAGAGGUGGGCGAAGUCAUCCCAUCCCAUGCAGGUCAUACUGUCACCAGGAUCAUCACCAUCCCUCCCACCACAUGCAUGUCCAUCUUAAACUGCAAUAUCAUCAAAGCAGAGUACAAACUCAGGGUCUAUCUUGAUGUCAAGUAUGCUGCUGACCCAGAAGUCAAGUUCAACAUCGCAAUCCUUCCCACUUUAGAGGGGUCUGAUGAAGAGCAGCCACCGCCCUACAAUGGAUCUGAAGCUUUCAUGGCUGGAGAGAGCAGCUUCCUACAAAACCCAACAAACUAUGACUCAUCUGCUCCACCAAGUUAUAUGUCAUAA